UUCAUAUUCCAACAACCCGCGCCGAUCCGCUGUUAACUUAGUUUAAAUUCAAAAUAACAUUUUUUAAAAAAGCUGCCCGUUUCUCCCACAAUUCCGUGCCCGCCCGAGAACUCAAUAAAAUAAAUAGUUAUUAUUAUUUGAUUUAUUACAAUUUAAUCUGACUGUUCUAAUAAAUAAACAAAGUCUCCGAAUCCCUACAUGAAAAAGAAACAUUUUAAUUUUCCAGUUGAUCAAUCUCCAGGUGUUCGCCCUUCACAACAAACAUGGCGUCGGCGACCAAGAUCAUUCAGAGGCUGCGGAACUGGUUAGCUGGGAGGAAUCUCCAAGAAAAGUUGCAGCUUCGAUACACUGAAAUUUCUCUCCGGACCCAACCUCCACCCAAGCUCCCGGUUGGCCCCAGCCAUAAGUUUUCCGAUAACUACUACUGUUUACGAGAUGGUCGUCGAGAGACAUUUCCACCUACUGUCAUUUGGUCAUCGCAGAAAGCGCUAGCGGCGGGAACACAAGCGGCCAGUGGCCAAGGCACUGAAGUAACUAAGGAAGUUAAGAAACCUGUCCUGCCUGGACAGCCAGUCAAGUUGAAGCUUUCCAUGGAUCAGCCAUACCUGUGACUGGAGGAUGAUUGGAUGAGAUUAACAUUAACUCUAACCUUUUAUGGCGUGCCGGCAACGGAAAGGAGUUUAAAGUACUGAGGAAAUAAUCCCUGGAGCUACAGCAUUGUAUAGCCAGAUUGGAACUCUGAGUUUCUGUUGCAUUUUGGGAUUUAAUGACGACUCCUCUAAUGUAAAUCAGCUCAGUAAAUAUCCAAGUUAAUAAAGCA
Messenger RNA from Rhincodon typus (whale shark), 820 nucleotides. RefSeq names its product NADH:ubiquinone oxidoreductase subunit A7 (gene ndufa7). Gene Ontology annotation, cellular component: mitochondrial inner membrane. Lineage: Eukaryota; Metazoa; Chordata; Chondrichthyes; Orectolobiformes; Rhincodontidae. The coding region runs from base 264 to 611 and encodes 115 amino acids. The record is from RefSeq and is a predicted model, not a curated record. Gene Ontology annotation, biological process: ATP synthesis coupled electron transport; mitochondrial electron transport, NADH to ubiquinone. The transcript has 4 exons.